Molecule: messenger RNA, 372 nt
Organism: Durusdinium trenchii
Lineage: Eukaryota; Dinophyceae; Suessiales; Symbiodiniaceae
Source: the annotation of a GenBank genome assembly
AUGGCAGAUUUCCUUCAGUUGGGUCCUGGCACCAAAGCCGUGGACAUCGGUUGUGGCCGAGGACGCAUCGCACAUCACGUGGCGUCCUACACUGGCGCGCACGUGACCGGGCUCAACAUCGACAAGGAGCAACUGCGGCAGGCGGUGGAGUACGCGGAGCAGACCGGGCUCUCCGGAUCCCAGUUGGACUUCAAGCAUGCGAACUAUAACGACCCGUUGCCCUUCGAAGACAACAGCCUGGACGCGGCUUACUAUGUCCAGGUCUUGAGCUACAGCACCAACCUUGAGGCCUUCUUCAAGGAGGUGUAUCGAGUGGUGAAGCCUGGUGGGAGGGUGGCCUUCGAGGACUAUGUCCUUGGAACCUCGGCCUGA